This is a messenger RNA of Strongyloides ratti, 2109 nucleotides long. Its product is annotated as Zinc finger protein 1. Gene Ontology annotation, biological process: regulation of transcription by RNA polymerase II; anatomical structure development. The record is from RefSeq and is a predicted model, not a curated record. Bases 1 to 2109 code for a protein of 702 amino acids. NCBI's taxonomy places the organism in Eukaryota, Metazoa, Nematoda, Chromadorea, Rhabditida, Strongyloididae. Gene Ontology annotation, molecular function: RNA polymerase II cis-regulatory region sequence-specific DNA binding; DNA-binding transcription factor activity, RNA polymerase II-specific. The transcript has 4 exons.
AUGAUGGGAAUGUUUGAAAGUAUGACUGUGCAUACUGUGCAUGAACCAGCUACAACAAGUACCACUACAAACCUUGGAAAUAGUAUAACAUCUUCAAGGCAUGGUGAUGAAGCAAUUCGCAAAUUCAAAUGUAGUGAAUGUUCAAAAGCCUUUAAAUUCAAGCAUCACUUGAAAGAACACAUCAGAAUACAUUCUGGAGAAAAACCUUUUGAGUGUCCCAAUUGCCAUAAGAGAUUCUCACAUUCUGGCUCAUAUUCUUCUCAUAUGAGCAGUAAAAAGUGCACACAAUCAAAGAGUCAACAAAAAGUUUCAUCAUUAUCACCUCCAUUUACCAGUGCUGCUAUAUCAUCAACUUGUUCAUCUCCCAACAAUUCACAAUUACUACCAACAAUGAAUGACCAAGUUUCAAUGUAUCAGUCUAUUCUUAAUAUGUUAAGCUUUCCAAAUCAAAAUAAUAACAAUAACAAUAAUAGUCAACUUGCUCAACAACUUAUGUCUAUGUCAGGUACUAAUAAUUCUAAUGGUACAGCAGCAUUUAGUAGUUUAGCUGAAAAUCUUCCUAUCAAUGGUCUUUUUAAUAAUUUUCAAUUACAAAAUAAUAAUGAAGUUAAUGGAUUUUUAGCAUUAGCAUCUAUUAUUUCUACACUUUCUCCUCAAAAUACUAAUAAUAUAUUAGCAAAUGUUAAUUUUGGCAAAAAUGAUGAUACCCUUAAAAGUGAUAUUCAUUCAUCAUCAUCAACAAAUGAUGAGGAUGAUCAAAAUAAGGCUGUUUCUGAUAAUAAAAGUGACUGGAAACCAUUAAGAUCUCGAAGUUUCUUAUCUGAUACUCAAGUUGCUACACUCUAUAAUCAAUUUAAAAAGAAUAGAUUUCCAUCGAAAUAUGAAUUAUCAGCAUUGGCUGAACAAAUUGGAGUGAACAAACGGGUUGUUCAAGUUUGGUUCCAAAAUACACGGGCAAAGGAACGUCGUUGUAGUAGAAUUGGAAAUAUUGGUGAUCGCCUAUCUAAAAAUGCAUGGAUGAAAGCUGGAAGCAAUAAUAAUAAUAAUAACGGUACAGAAAAUACUGAAAAUCCACAAAAUAAUGACAAUAUUGAAGAGUUUCUUAGAAAAUCAUUGUCAUCAGAUAAUCAAAAAUGUAAUGACAGUAUUCAGGACUCUGAUACAAUUUCAAAUGGUAACGAUACUGAAUCUAUCAAUACUGACAAAUUAACAAGUGACUCACAGUUGGAUAGUCCUUUAGAUCUUUCUAUUAGACCACCAAGUCAAUCAAGUAAAGAAAGUGGAAAUAAUAAUACAGAUUCUACUAACAAUGGAAAUAAUCUUUUUGAAUUUAUGCAAAAAAAUACAAAGGUAGUACAUGAUUUAUUAAAAAAUAUUCCAAGUAAAAAUGUUAAAAGAACAGUAUCACCACAAUCAUUUCAUUCAGAAGAUUCUAGUAUGGAUGAAACUUGUAAAAAUGGUUCUGAAACAUCAGAAGAAGGACCAAAAUUAAAUAAAUCUAUUUGGCCAGUUACCUCAACACAACAAUCUAAUCUUUUUUCACCAUACUCAAUCCUUGGAACACCAACACUAGCUGAUUUACAAAAACUUUUUGAAAAAUCUGAUAGUAGUAGUUCUGUGGAGGAUUUUAAUCUCAAUGCUUCUGAUUCAGCUAAAAAAAUUUUUAGAAAUAAUAAUAAUAGUAAUAGUAGUAAUAACAAUAACAAUACAAAAACAAUAAAAACAAAUGAAGAUGGUGGAUUAUUUGCUUGUGAUCAAUGUGAAAAAACUUUUGGAAAACAAUCAUCAUUAGCAAGACAUAAAUAUGAACAUUCAGGUCAACGUCCUUAUAAAUGUGAUGUUUGUGAAAAAGCUUUUAAGCAUAAACAUCAUUUAACAGAACAUAAACGUCUUCACAGUGGUGAAAAACCAUUUCAAUGUGAUAAAUGUUUAAAACGUUUUUCACAUUCUGGAAGUUAUUCUCAACAUAUGAAUCAUCGUUAUUCAUAUUGUAAACCUGUUGUAUCAACAAUCUCAUCACCAUCCUCAAAUACACCAUCAAUUGGAUCAUCUGUUAUUAUUUCUGAAACAGCAAUUAAUGCUCCUGCCGGUACUGUAGCUUCUGAUUAA